This is a messenger RNA of Trachymyrmex cornetzi, 2074 nucleotides long. RefSeq names its product scavenger receptor class B member 1. Gene Ontology annotation, molecular function: scavenger receptor activity. The transcript has 12 exons. Bases 286 to 1923 code for a protein of 545 amino acids. The record is from RefSeq and is a predicted model, not a curated record. Gene Ontology annotation, cellular component: membrane; cytoplasm. NCBI's taxonomy places the organism in Eukaryota, Metazoa, Arthropoda, Insecta, Hymenoptera, Formicidae.
AGAAAGAGGGAGACUGUGACUCGCCGAGGGAGUGUAGAAUUGGCGAGUGCCUCACGUUCUCCAUUUUUCAUUCGAGUCUCAAAGUGAUCGGCAUCUCGAAGGUGAUCUUCGAUUUCGGCGAGCGCAAAGGCGUCGUCUCGUCGUUGUGCAGAUGUUCACCGAAGUCUCGCUCAGCUUCUUAGCUUUGUAGAGGACAACGGGUGCAUUUCUUGUAGCAGAUAACAGGAUUCUACAGUCAAGGUGACGAAGAGAAAUACUUAUAACGAAAAGAAUCGGGUCACAGCCAUGAAAUCCACGAUUGCAUUACAACAAUUUAAAAAAUGCAUCAUCUUGUUCAUGAUAGGCAUUGGAUGUAGCUCCUUGACGUAUAUGAUUUACAUCAUCGAUCCUAUAACCAUGAUAUUGGAAUAUAAUUUACAAAUGAGGCCUCAUUCAUUUCUCUUCAAAAUAUGGAAGGAACCAAAUCUUGAUAUUUAUUUAAAAAUAUAUAUAUUUAAUAUUACCAAUCCGAUAGAAUUUCUAAGUGGCAAAGAGAAGCUUAAACUUCAAGAACUCGGGCCAUAUGUAUAUCAAGAAUAUCUUGUAAACGACAACAUUACAUUUAAUGAUAAUGAAGACACUAUAAGUUAUGUCCCCAGAAGAACGGUAGUUUAUGUUCCCGAAAUGUCAGUCGGUGAUCCUAUGGAAGACAUAGUCAACGUCCCGAAUAUACCUUACUUAGGUGUUUCAUCUGCUUUGAGUGAUGCCGGAUUUAUGGUGAACUAUCCUAUAGUACAAUUAGCUAAUUUAAUGAAUACCAAACCAAUUCUCAAUAUCUCGGUAUACGAUUAUCUGUGGGGCUACGAGGAUUCGUUAGUAAAAUUGGCCAGUAGAAUCGUGCCAAAUUUUAUCAACUUCCUAAAAUUCGGUCUCUUGGACAGGAUGUAUGACGAGGGGGAGAAUAUUGUGACGGUGACUCUUCAGAAGAAUGCUGACAUGGCAGAAGAGAAAGGACGAUAUCUCAGCAUCGACAAGUAUAACGGCAGUCCUGGAAUGGCGCAAUGGGGAUACGUCGAAACGGAAGGCAACGAGACGCGAGAAGAGAAUACAAAAUGUAACAUGCUUCAAGGUGCCACGGAAGGUAUUGUAUUCCCGUCGUAUAUAGACAAGCGUGCCAUUUUUAGGAUUUAUAGGAAAGCGUUUUGUCGACCGUUACCGAUUAUAUUCAGGAAAGAGAUUUGGGCGGAUAACGGCCUGCCAGGAUAUUUUUAUACUCUCACGGAUGAUUUUGCCUCUCCACCCGAUCGGAAUCCGGAUAAUGAAUGCUUUUGCCGCAAAAUGAAGACCUGUUUGAAGAAAGGAUUAGUAGACGUAACACCAUGCUAUUACAAUAUCCCAGCAGCAGUAUCGCUACCACAUUUCCUUGAUGCCGAUCCGAGUUUGCUAGAAAAUGUGGAGGGUCUUAAACCCGAUCCAGAGAAACAUAAAUCUUACGUAAUAAUUCAGCAGACAGUUGGUAUGCCCAUGUUCUUCCACUCUAGAAUGCAGACGAAUUUGAUAAUGAGUCAUUUACGCUACAAUUCUAAAAUUGCAGUAUUCAGUGAUACAACGAUACCCUUAUUUUGGUCCGAUUUGUCUGUUACAUCGUUACCGACCUAUAUAACAAUCAUAUUGAAGUUGGUACUUCGAAUAUUACCGAUCGCACAGAUAAUGUUCAUGUACCUACUUGGCAUAAUCGGAGUGACGACGUCAGUGUUAUCGCUGAUAUCUAUUAUGUGGAUAUUCAAUCAGCAACAGCAGCAAGAGCAGGAAAUGAUUAAAAAUAACGACAAUUCCGAUUCAAGGGUACCCUUGUAUAAUGGCCAUUAUACUCCCAUCAAUAUUGUAUCGCCGCUCAAGAAGAUCGCAUCACAAACAGAUUGUUUGACAGAUUAUUAUAAUUAGGUGCCAUAGUGAAAAAUAUUUACAAUCGCAUAUCAUUGCAUGGAAACAUGAAAAUUUGUUUUUUUUUUUUGUAAAUUUGCACAUAACACUGAUAUGCGAUCCACAUCAAUUUACAAAUAAAGUGAAUAUCGAUGGAACUUUUUUAACAAUC